Molecule: messenger RNA, 910 nt
Organism: Anoplophora glabripennis (Asian longhorned beetle)
Lineage: Eukaryota; Metazoa; Arthropoda; Insecta; Coleoptera; Cerambycidae
Product: coiled-coil domain-containing protein 134
Exons: 2
Coding region: 201-851 (216 amino acids)
Source: RefSeq, a predicted model, not a curated record
UAUUGAAUAUUAAUUUUGAUAUUUGUUUUUGAAACAUAUUUAUAAACCUGUGAUGGUAAAUUUAAAACAUGGAUUUAUGUGCGUAAAACGAAGAAAAAAAUUGCUUGAUAGAUUUUGGAAAAUUUAUUAUGUAAUAUAAAUAUUUCUUGCAAAUUAUCAAUUAUCCAGGUCUACAUAUUUAAGGUUAGGUAAUUAAAAAUAUGUUUUUAUUACAUUACACCUUUUGGAUAUUUAUAUACAUACAUUGUGUAUUAAGUCAACAACAAUUAAGUGAGUCAGAAGCUGCUGAACAGCUAUAUAUAAAAUUAUUUAAGAGACAACGUGUAGAGCAGUUAGAGGCUAUCAAAAAUUUUAAGAAAAUUUCUAGUUAUGAAAAGCAAUAUUCAAUGAUUAUGUUAAUGGCAGAGAAAGUAUUUACUGUUAUUCAAGAAAGUCGUGCUACUAUAGAAGCUUCACCAUACAUUCCUGGAGUAUCUGAUUUUCCAUUAGAUAAUCAAAUUAAGGAAGCUUUGUCAAACAUUUUAGAAAACACAGCUUUAUUUUCUGAAAUAAUAUUAAGGUUUCCUGAUAUUGCCGUUUCAAUCUUAAAAAUUAACAAUAAUUGGGAUGUGAUACUACAGUGGGGAAUUGCAUUUUGCCAUCAAGUAAAAUAUUUAUUAGACAAAAAUACUGUUAAACUUUUAUAUCUUGUUAAUCAGGAAUUGAACCAUGUUGAGCGAGAUCCUAAUUAUAUAAAUCCAUACAGAAAAAUGGAUGAAAGGAGUAAAGUUGAAGGUGAAAAACAGUUAAAAAAGAAAAAAAAGAAAGAAAUAAAGAAAGGCCCAAAAUUAUCAAGUCAUUUUGAAUUGUAAGGAAAUUUUUAUCAAGAAUAUGCUUAUUGUAUAAUCAAAUUAAACAUUAAUUUAAUAAU